Messenger RNA from Hydractinia symbiolongicarpus, 984 nucleotides. Its product is annotated as adenosine receptor A3-like. The coding region runs from base 1 to 984 and encodes 327 amino acids. Lineage: Eukaryota; Metazoa; Cnidaria; Hydrozoa; Anthoathecata; Hydractiniidae. The record is from RefSeq and is a predicted model, not a curated record. Gene Ontology annotation, cellular component: membrane. Gene Ontology annotation, molecular function: G protein-coupled receptor activity. Gene Ontology annotation, biological process: G protein-coupled receptor signaling pathway. The transcript has a single exon.
AUGGCUACCAGAAAUGUAACUUGUACCACUCCGUACACAGAUUUAAUUUAUCUCUCACAGCUUCAGUUGCUAAUUUUAAUCGUUACAAACGUAAUAAUCGCUGUAUGGAUUCUAGUCGUCAACAUUUUCGUCAUCUAUGGAAUCAUCAAAACAAAACAGCUUCAUAACAAAUCCUUUCGACUCAUAUUUUACUUGAGCAUAUCAGAUUGUUGCAUGGCUAUUAUUCCACAAUCAUUUCUUACUUUCAUACUCGCGCAUGACGUCAUACUAUGCCAAGUUGCAUACGCUUCGUCGUUUACCGCAUCAGUGUUUACUCAUACUUCUCUUUACAUUACUUGUGGUAUCGCAUUUGAUCGGUAUUUACGCAUGCGCUAUUUACAAAAUUAUGAUCACGUGGUUGGCAACCGUAGAUUCCGCGUACUUCUUUUCGUUAUUUUGUUGUUGGCUAUGCUCCCAGGGUUUCUUUAUGUAGUUGGGAUAUACUUCGAUGCCGUGAACAUUGCAGACAGAAUUGGAAUCGUCUUAGACAUACUUGUUGGAUCAAGCACGUUUGUUAUUUACCUGCGGACCCUACGAGCUGUUCGAAGCCACAGAAGAAACUCAAGUUUCCGAAAUGUAUUUGUGUCUGUUGAUAAAAUCAUGACCAAGGUUGUUAAAAGAAUUCUUUUGGCUAUCAUUUUCAUAUUUGUACCAUAUAUGGUAUUCUUUCUGUUAUAUGUAAUUUUAAUUGGUUACUUGGAGGGUCGGAUAAGAAGCUGGCUUUUGUUCUGCAUGGUACUUAGUUAUAUCUUCACGUACGCUAACUCGUUAAUCAAUGCUAUCAUCUUUAUUUUUGCAAAUAAAAAAUUGACCGGUCUUUUAGACACCCUUCUUCGUAGCGACAAAAGUAAUGCUAGCUCCACUACUUCGACAAAGACCAUGAGCGAUAUGAGACAUAAAACAAAAAGUAAUAAUACAAAAAUGAGUGAAGAGCUACCAACUUAA